This is a messenger RNA of Dictyostelium purpureum, 2336 nucleotides long. RefSeq lists its product as uncharacterized. NCBI's taxonomy places the organism in Eukaryota, Evosea, Eumycetozoa, Dictyosteliales, Dictyosteliaceae. Bases 233 to 2281 code for a protein of 682 amino acids. The transcript is spliced from 6 exons. Gene Ontology annotation, molecular function: ubiquitin protein ligase activity; ubiquitin binding. Gene Ontology annotation, biological process: ubiquitin-dependent protein catabolic process; protein ubiquitination. Gene Ontology annotation, cellular component: cytosol; ubiquitin ligase complex. The record is from RefSeq and is a predicted model, not a curated record.
AAAUUUCAAUUUUAAAGACAAGAGAAAUAACCACCCCCUUAUUAUAUUAUAUUAUAUUAUAUAAUAGUAUUAAUCACAUACAAAGUUAGAUCAUAUAAUACAUAUAGUAUAAUAUCAUUAUCAUCAUCACACAUAAAUAUAAAUAACCAUAUCAAAAGUAAUAAUAAUAAUAAUAAUAAGAUAGUAGGAUAGUAAAGAGAUUAUACACGUACAUAUAUAUAGAUAGAUAUAAAUGAAUAUUUAUAUACCAGUUCCAAUUUAUGUUUCACUAAGUGUAUUAAUUUUUUCAGCAUGUAUCGGAAAUAUAAUAAUGAACCCUCACCCUAAUAACAUAAAUUUACAUAGGGUUGGGGAGGACCCAAGUAUUCGCCAGCAAUUGGUGGGAAAUCCUGUUAAUUUGGCAGUGGUAAUAAAUACAAUAUUCACUUUGCUUAUAAUAGUUGGUAAAUUUAUACAGUAUUUGUUUUUUGGUCAACUUCGAGACAUAGAGGCUAGAAAUUUUAAUGACAGAUUGUGGACAUAUGUAGUUUCAAAGUUAAUUUUUAUAUUUGCAGCAAAGGAGCCAGAGUUAAAUUCAUUACUGAUUUGGGGAUUUUGGUUUUCAAUUUUAUGUUGCUUAAAAUUAUUUUCAUUAUUAUCAAGAGAUAGAUUCGAUUAUUUAAAUACCUUUUUACCAAAUACCCAUGCAAAAAUUCAUUUAAAGUUGUUGAUGUUAUUGGUUGGAAUUUUAAUUAGUGAUUUAGUUUGGUUUUAUUUUUCAAUUUCCUAUUUUUUUAAAGAGGGUUUAUCAAAUUUAAUGUUGUUAAAUUUUGAAUGUUUUACAAUUUUCUUUGAAACUAUUCAAACUUUAAUAAAAUAUUCAAUUCAUUUAUUUGAUAUGUCUUCAGAGAGUGUUUGGGAUAAAAGAGGUCAAUAUAUCUAUUAUACAGAAUUCUCAACAGACUCUGUAAUUUUAGCAGGUACAUGUGCACACUUAAUUCAUAUUAUUAUUAUUCAAGGAUUCACCCCUACAUUACUCCAUGUAGUAAUGUUUUUUUAUUUCAAAAUGGUAUUUGGCAAUUUAAAUAGAAAGAUUACAGCCUAUAGAAAUUAUUGUAAAUUAACAUCUGAUAUGGAUAAUUGCUAUCCAAAUGUAUCUGAAAAAGAUUUAGAAAACUAUAAUGAUGAUUGUGCAAUUUGUAGAGAUAAAAUGGUAACAGCUAAAAAAUUACCAUGUGGUCAUAUUUUCCAUCAUUCAUGUUUAAGAGCAUGGUUAGAACAGCAUCACUCAUGUCCAACUUGCAGAAGAAGUUUAAUUGAUGAGCAUAAUCAACAUUUAGUAGCAAAUACAGAUAUCAACAACAAUAAUAAUAAUAAUAAUAAUAAUAGACAGGAUAUUAAUACACUAUAUUCCACAGGUGCAACAAUAAUAUCACCAAUGCCAACAGCAACAGCAACAACAACAACAACAACAGCAACAGCAACAAAUUCUAUAAAUAACAUUACACAAACAAAUUCUAUUACAGAGGGAGGAUAUAUUAGUGGUAGUGGUGGAUCAUUAUCUAGAUCAUCAUUAACAACCUCGCAAUUAAAUAAUUUAAUCCACAAUGCAAAUUCUAUUCAUGCUUUAUUUGAAAAUAUUCCUAUUCAAACUAUUCAAAGUGAUUUAUUACAAACAAAUAGUGUAAAUAGAACGAUUGAUAAUAUUUUAGAAGGUAGAUUGGUAGAAAAAACAUCAAAAACAACAAAUAAUUCAAAAUCUUCUUCCUCCUCUUCAGAUACUUUUUCAUCUUCAUCAUCUUCAUUAAGCCCAAAAAAUAAUAGUGAAGAAAGUAGUGAUAGUAAUAGCAGUAGUAUUAGUUCAACAAGUAGUGGUGGAGAUAUAAACACUAGCAAAAUCGAAAAUUUAAAUAGUGAAGGUGAAAGCGAAAGGGUUUCUAAUUCACUUUUUGUUAAUAAUUUAAAUAAUAAUAAUAAUAAAAAUAAUCAUUCAAAGAAUGAUAAUGUAAAUAAUAAUAAUAAUAAUAAUAAUAAUAAUAAUAAUAGUAAUAGUGAUAACAAUAAUAAUAUUAAUAAUGAUAACAAUAUUAAUAGUAAUAGUGAUAAUACUAUUAAUAAUAAAAAUAUAGAUAUAAAUAGCACAGAUAAUAAAAUAUCAAUUAAACCUUUAGAAAAGUUUUCUGAUACAUUUAAAGCAACAUCACAAGAAAGAUUGACAAGUUUACAACAAAGGAAGAAAUCAAUGUUGGAAGCUUCAAGAAAACAAUAUCUCGACAGUAUGGAGCUAAAGUUUAAAGAAUAAAUAAAAUAAAAUAAAAAAGAAAAAUAAAUUAUUUUCUUUUUAGCUAUUUAUAAUU